Stylonychia lemnae is the source of this 1098-nucleotide messenger RNA. NCBI's taxonomy places the organism in Eukaryota, Ciliophora, Spirotrichea, Sporadotrichida, Oxytrichidae. The record is from the annotation of a GenBank genome assembly.
AUGACUGAUGAGUAUUGUCAGGACUGGAAUAACAAAUGGAAUGAAUUAUAUAAGAGAGCAUAUGAGGUUGUUGAUCAAAUAGUGCCAAGAGGUUAGAUAAAUGGGGUGUUUUGGGUAUAAAUCAUAGAUAAAGUACUUAUGAGAGAUGUAUUUUGUGGAAAUUAUGACAGCAGAACAGGUAGAGUUUAUGUUUAAUGGAUUGAAAAGCUGAAACAGAUAUAAAGUCUUAUAGAGGGGUUCAGGAAGGUUGGAAGAGCGGAUUAAAUUCAAGAUAUUGAGCCAGAGUACUUCAAGUAUUCCGAAGAAUUAGAGAAGCUUUUGACUCUUACUAGACAUAGUGACAUGUUUAAAGAGGAUGUUUUGGGUGAAAAAAUAUCUAAAUAAAUAGGAUGCCAACUAUAAGAUGCUGUAUUUUAAAAUCCAAAUCUGUCUAGUCUAAUGGAUCAUAAACAAAGUAGGGGGAUGAGAGGUAGUUUCCAUGAUACUUAAGAGGCAAAUCAAUAAAGCAUAAAUCCAAAGAAAUCAAUUGAGGAUAUUCUCUAAAUGUUCUAUCAAAACUAGAUCAAGUAAAAAUAGAAUAAGAGAUAUACCCAAUAAAAAUAGACUUCAGUAACUAGGUCGACAGCAAAUAACAUAUCAUAAUCAGCAGAUAAGUUUUCCAUGACAUUUUAAAACCCCAAUUCCUCAACAAUCUUAAAUACAUCAAGAUCUACCUACAGUAAGAAUACUGUCAUUCCAUGGAAAUUCGCGUUGGACUCAAGACAUGGAAAAUCCUAAAUCACUGAUGAGAAUAUUAAAAGUAGUAAGAAAUUGAUUUAUGAUGUGCAGGAUAUUAGCAAUGACAUUGACCAAAACUAAGUUAUGUUGAGACUUUGCUAGUAAGUUGCUCUCAAGGAUGAGGAAAAGGGAUUAAAUAUUGAUGCUUUUGAUCUUCUAGAUUAAGCCUAAAAAUAUAAUGAAGAUAUUAAAGCACUUAAAAGGAAAAAGCAUGCGAUGAUAAAUAUUAUCUAAGAUAAGAGAAAAAGUACAGAUUAGGCUAAGAGGUAGAUGACUCCUCUAGGAACUCGUGGUAUGUCUUAUAUAAAGAAUGUGCUUUGA